GAGCCUUUUGUUUUACACGGAACCUGUUUAUCGUUGAACCAUUUCUGUUGCGACGGUAAAAUAUGUCCGACGGAGAAAUGAAACCAUUUAAUCGAAGUUUUGCUGCUAGUUAACUUUUAAACGUGAAUACAGUGCUGUAUACAUAGCUUUAUGUGCUCAAUGUCGAACUAAUGUCCAAAAUGAACUUUAAAAUCGCGUUCUUGAUAUCUGCGGUGUUUUUACUGGCAGAGGCGGAAGCAGAUGAGAUGCUGAGUAUACCAGGAGGAAAGAUGACUAUGGGAACCAGUGCAGCUGACGGGAGAGAUGGAGAGGGCCCCACCAAGGAGGUUGAACUGCAGCCUUUUGAAAUAGACAAAUACCCUGUCACAAAUGGCGAUUUCAGAGACUUUGUGAGAGCGCAGAAGUACAAAACGGAAGCUGAGACGUUUGGUUGGAGUUUUGUGUUUCAGGAUUUUGUGUCAGAAGAGCUGAAGAGCAAAGUCACACAGAGAAUUGAGUCUGCUCCUUGGUGGUUGCCUAUAGAACGGGUGUUUUGGAGACAGCCUGCAGGACCUGGUUCCAGCAUUCGGGAACGCCUGAGCUUCCCGGUGGUUCAGGUGAGCUGGAAUGACGCUCAGGCCUUCUGCCGGGGGAAGGGCAAGAGACUGCCUACUGAGGAGGAGUGGGAGUGGGCUGCACGAGGCGGGCUGCAAGGUCGGACUUAUCCGUGGGGAAACAAGUUCCAGGCCAACAGAACCAACCUGUGGCAGGGAUCGUUUCCAGAUGAAGACACUGCAGAGGAUGGAUACCAUGGUGUAUCUCCUGUCACAGCAUUUCCUCCUCAGAACAGUUAUGGACUGUAUGACAUGAUGGGAAACACAUGGGAAUGGACAUCCACACCCUUCCCAGCAGCCCAACCAACGUAUGUGCUGCGUGGUGGCUCCUGGAUUGACACAGUGGAUGGUUCAGCCAAUCAUAAGGCACGAAUCACAACCAGGAUGGGCAACACUCCUGACUCUGCCUCCGAUAACCUGGGAUUCAGGUGUGCUGCCGGCGAUGGACAGAUACAAGGGAAGACAAAAGACAAAACUGAACUGUAGCACCAAACUGGAAGUUAAAAUAAUAAUGAUCUUUUGAACCGAACAAAGAACAAGAAAAAAAGCAAAGGACCAAUUAAGUAUCAAUGACUAACAAUGAGUUUUAAUGAAUAAUGAUGGUGACAGAAAGAUGCGAGGGUAGAAACAAAC
Molecule: messenger RNA, 1226 nt
Organism: Etheostoma spectabile (orangethroat darter)
Lineage: Eukaryota; Metazoa; Chordata; Actinopteri; Perciformes; Percidae
Product: inactive C-alpha-formylglycine-generating enzyme 2
Exons: 9
Coding region: 171-1079 (302 amino acids)
Cellular component (GO): endoplasmic reticulum
Source: RefSeq, a predicted model, not a curated record